Nicotiana attenuata is the source of this 2356-nucleotide messenger RNA. RefSeq names its product serine/threonine-protein phosphatase PP-X isozyme 2. Gene Ontology annotation, molecular function: protein serine/threonine phosphatase activity. The record is from RefSeq and is a predicted model, not a curated record. The coding region runs from base 917 to 1834 and encodes 305 amino acids. The transcript has 8 exons. Lineage: Eukaryota; Viridiplantae; Streptophyta; Magnoliopsida; Solanales; Solanaceae. Gene Ontology annotation, biological process: double-strand break repair via homologous recombination; peptidyl-serine dephosphorylation. Gene Ontology annotation, cellular component: cytoplasm; nucleus.
AUGUUUUGGAGUUUGCCAAAUCAUUUUUGAGCGACGAAGUUACUAGGGAUUUCUCUCCAGUGUCUGCUAAGAUGCUCCGGUCUUUGGUUGACGCUAUUAUGUGGAAAAGACCCCGAUUUUCUCAAAGAUUAGAGAUGUCACUGGUACUAUCUUUCUGUCUUUGACCUAUCGAUUGAGGGGUGCUUCUUAUCGUAUCUGUGGUGCGCCCUAUCGCCCUAAAUCUAAGCGAUGGAAGCCUCACUAUCUUUGUAUGCUUUCGCCGCCCGUUAUCAUUAAAACUGUGGUUAGGAUUUCCAGAUUUGGGAGUGUUAACGCCGAGUGUCGCGCGGGCCUUCAUUCUUGAAAGGGCUAAAAGUAGCGCCUUCGCUUUGUUUGUAAUGAAAAGGAAAGAGAAGAUCUUCGGAUAUUUUUUCCAGGGGAGGACUUUCUUGAUCGCCUCAUUCUUCAACCAUGGGUUAAGAUGUGGCUAAAGUCUCUCCGAUGGUAGCGUAUAUUACGCUCGAGGCCCCUCGAGCCUCCUCUUGUACCAAUGUCUAUAUUCCGUUCUAGGAAUAAGGUCAAUUUCUUUUCCGGUAGUUAAAUUAAAUAAUAAAUAUUUUCGUAAUUAUAAAUUAUUUUAAAAUUAAAUUAUUUAAUUAUAAAUAAAUAUGUGCCAUUCUUUUUUAGACCAUAAAUUAGGAAUUGGGACAUAAGUACUGUACUAAAAAUAAGUAAAAAGUAGAGCAAGCUUUAAGCGGCAAGUCGGCAACAGCGGGAAUCACGACGGCGCAGCAAGGGAGUGAACUGUGAAGAGAGCCAUUCUCUUCAGCUGCUAUUACCCUACCCUAUGCGCUUCAAUCGGAGAAGAUAUUAGUUGUAGAUUUUGGUUACAGAGCUCGCCGGUGACUUGAAGAAGUUUGAAGAAGAAGUCACGAAGAUGUCAGACCUAGACAGGCAAAUAGAACAGCUCAAGAGAUGCGAACCGUUAAAGGAAUCGGAAGUGAAGGCUCUUUGUCUUAAAGCUAUGGAAAUCCUCGUUGAAGAAAGCAAUGUGCAGAGAGUGGACGCCCCUGUCACUAUAUGUGGUGAUAUCCACGGGCAAUUUUACGACAUGAAAGAGCUAUUCAAAGUGGGAGGUGAUUGUCCAAAGACAAAUUACUUGUUUCUCGGAGAUUUUGUUGAUAGAGGAUUUUAUUCCGUUGAGACAUUUCUUCUUCUACUAGCUCUGAAGGUGAGAUAUCCAGAUCGAAUCACUCUUAUCAGAGGUAACCAUGAGAGCCGCCAGAUCACACAGGUGUAUGGAUUCUAUGAUGAGUGCCUGCGGAAGUAUGGUUCAGUAAAUGUUUGGAGAUAUUGCACGGAUAUCUUUGACUACUUAAGCUUGUCCGCUCUUAUUGAGAAUAAGAUAUUCUCUGUUCAUGGUGGUCUUUCUCCUACAAUAUCUACAUUAGACCAGAUUCGAACUAUUGAUCGAAAGCAAGAGGUUCCCCAUGAGGGUGCCAUGUGUGACCUACUAUGGUCAGAUCCAGAGGACAUUGUUGAUGGAUGGGGACUGAGUCCUCGUGGUGCAGGUUUCCUUUUUGGUGGCAGUGUUGUUACUUCAUUUAACCAUACAAAUAACAUAGAUUACAUAUGCCGUGCACAUCAGUUAGUAAUGGAAGGAUUUAAAUGGAUGUUCAAUAAUCAGAUAGUUACAGUCUGGUCUGCUCCGAACUACUGUUACAGAUGUGGGAAUGUUGCCGCAAUUCUUGAGCUAGAUGAGAAUCUUAAUAAGCAAUUCCGUGUGUUUGAAGCCGCUCCACAGGAAUCGAGAGGAGCACCUGCUAAAAGGCCUCCACCAGAUUACUUCCUGUAAAACAACAAAAGGAUCCAGUUUUUGCCAUCAAUAUACCCACACUGUUGACAAGAUGGUUGUAGAGCGCAUGCAGGAGAUGCUCUCAAAUGAUUCAUACUAGAUCAGUUACUGGUUAUCUGGUAGAAGGCUUCUUGGGUUCUCAGAAAGAAUGGUACCAUUGUUUGGGUUUUCUUAUAUCUUACUGAGAUCCGAUUGCCAUAUUGCCCAUUUCCAAAUCCGAUAUUUUUUUCCUUGUAAUGAUGGUGUGUAAUAGAAUGGGACAUUGAGGUGAAAUUUGCAUUUGAGGCAGCUUCUCUCUCCUGUAAAGGAGUUGUACGACUGAAGUCGAGGACCACAUUUGAGCAUCUUGUUACAUAUGGACUUUGCCAGUCAGAAAAUGUUUUUUGUUUCUCAUGUUACAUUUAAUGCAAUUCAGGCUGCGGUAACAAAACUUCAGGCUGUGUUAACAAAGCUUGUACACAUUUUGUAAGGUUAGAUUGUUCGAUUUGGUGCAAGAUAUUAGGUGCAGGAAAGUUUUGUCCA